This is a messenger RNA of Prunus persica (peach), 711 nucleotides long. RefSeq names its product 60S ribosomal protein L14-2. The coding region runs from base 126 to 530 and encodes 134 amino acids. The record is from RefSeq and is a predicted model, not a curated record. Gene Ontology annotation, cellular component: cytosolic large ribosomal subunit; ribosome. The transcript has 5 exons. Lineage: Eukaryota; Viridiplantae; Streptophyta; Magnoliopsida; Rosales; Rosaceae. Gene Ontology annotation, biological process: translation; ribosomal large subunit biogenesis. Gene Ontology annotation, molecular function: RNA binding; structural constituent of ribosome.
CACAGCACCCUACAAAACACCCAUAAGAAAAACCCUAAUCCCCCCGCUUCCAUUUUCUCUUCUUCUAAGCUCCGCCUCCUACUUCUUCAGAGCUCUCACACUCACACACCUCACCAGAACCGGAAAUGCCUUUCAAGAGGUACGUUGAGAUCGGAAGGGUGGCUCUCGUCAACUACGGCGAGGACUAUGGGAAGCUUGUUGUCAUCGUCGACGUCCUUGACCAGAACAGGGCUCUUGUCGAUUCUCCUGAUAUGGUCAGAUCCCAAAUGAAUUUCAAGAGACUUUCACUCACUGACAUCAAAAUUGAUAUCAAGAGGGUUCCUAAGAAGAAGGAAUUGCUUGCUGCAAUGGAAGCUGCUGAUGUGAAGAAGAAGUGGGAGAACAGCUCUUGGGGUAGGAAACUUAUUGUUCAGAAGAGGAGAGCAUCUCUUAACGACUUUGAUCGAUUCAAGCUCAUGUUGGCUAAGAUUAAGAGGGCUGGCUUGGUCAAGAGUGAGCUUGCAAAACUGAAAAAGGAGACAUCAUCUUAAGCAAUAUCGGAUAUUAAGUUUACAAUUUUGUUAUGGAUUAUUUUCAAAACUGUACUCUGGAUUGUAAUCCCUUUAUUUUUAUUCGAGUUUAGUUUUUUUCGGAGCUGUUUUUGUUUUAAAAUAUUAUUGACAAAGGAGCUCUUUUAAUGAUCAAUUUUCUGUUGUCCUGUGUUUCCUUCCA